AUGUCCACCAACCCCAGCACACCUUCAGCCAAUGGUUCCUGUUACUUCUUUCGCCUGCCGGGUGAGCUGCGCAAUAGAGUUUACCAAUUUUCGCUUUCCGAGCCCGAAGGCCUCCGAUAUCACCAGAACUCGGACAGUGUCGGGUUUUACCGUCGAACCGAAACUAGCAAGAACGAUUCUCACGACUCUGAGGCAAACCAGUUAAAGUACGUCUGUCGCAGGCUGAACCAGGAAACCCGAGGCCUUGGAAUCCGCUACAACAUGCUGUACUUCGAUAAUUUCAUGCAUGCUUCCUGGUUCCUAGACGGCUAUCCGGAGAAGUGUCAUGGCUACUUAAGCUUGAUUGAUAUCGCUGAAGGCAAUGUCAAUGGGAGUUGGAUAGAUGCAGACGCCAAGAUUGUUAAGCUGUGCGUUGAUCAACCGCACGUCAUGGUCAGAGAGCGCACUAGAUUGCUCAGGUCAAAUGACCGUUACCUUGUUCGUAAAGUCAUUUGUGCCCAAUACGGACUUAGAGCAAGCACCGAAUUAGCUCGACGGAUUAUUGCCGACGAAUACGUACGCGGGAGUAUACUUCGGGAUUGUAAUGAGCUAUUUAAAGUCAGCAUGGUUGCGGAGAUCAAAUCACGUGUGCCUCAGAAUUAUCGCAUGUUCCCGGCUGAGGAAUCCUUCGACGAGCAGGCCUUCCGUAAAAUGAUUAAGGACAAUAGCUUUCUGUUUGAGCGUCUUAUACCCAAACUUAACGGAGGAUUGGAAUGCUUGAUUGCUGUGCUGAAGGAGCUCUUUGAGCGCGGAAUUUAAGGCUACUCAACCA
This is a messenger RNA of Cucurbitaria berberidis CBS 394.84, 811 nucleotides long. RefSeq lists its product as uncharacterized. Lineage: Eukaryota; Fungi; Ascomycota; Dothideomycetes; Pleosporales; Cucurbitariaceae. The transcript has a single exon. The record is from RefSeq and is a predicted model, not a curated record. The coding region runs from base 1 to 798 and encodes 265 amino acids.